This is a messenger RNA of Paramuricea clavata, 1537 nucleotides long. The record is from the annotation of a GenBank genome assembly. NCBI's taxonomy places the organism in Eukaryota, Metazoa, Cnidaria, Anthozoa, Malacalcyonacea, Plexauridae.
AUGGAGCUAAAACGUGGUAUGGAUACAUUGGGGAUUCCAGCAUUUGGAAGAAAAUUUCCCCAGUUGUUGUACCUUCUCAGGCCAUCAGCCAUUGCCAAGUUAUCAGUUCGCAGGCUUCUAUUUCUGCUGAAACCAGCAUUUUCUGAGGAAGGGUCCAACGCUCUGUCUCGUGAGAAAGCUGUGUAUACAAAAUUUGUAAAAUACACAAGGGAGGUGUCCAGUGGCCGAAGGGUUGUUACUCUGGAAAACAUUCUAGAAUUUGCCACUGGAGCUAGUGAAGAACCACCCCUUGGUUUUACAAGAUCCCCCAACAUCCAGUUCAUAGAAGUUGACAACAAAGAGUUGACUACAACAGAAAAUGAGGUAAGCAUUUUAUUAUUUGUAUUUUCACCAUUUAGUUGUCAUAUUGUUAUACUAAAUUGCUAUUUUACAAUUAACCAAAUAUUCACCGAAGGCGAGGUGAUUACAAGCCUAUAUUCACUGAGCUGCGAAGUGAAUAUAGUCUUGUGAUCACCAAGCCUGAGGUGACUAAUUGUUUUAGUAUAAAUUCAGUAUUGAAACAUAAUAAUAUAUACAGACGUUUAGAAAUAAGAUUUACUUCACCUUUAAUUUCUUCAAUUCUUUCUUCCAUGAUUUGUUUGCAAACUGUGCAUUUUCGACAGCCAUUUUGUUUUGAAAGCAAUAGUUUACUGCUCAGAGCAGUCUGAGCAGCAAUCAGAAUGCUUGAAAGCCAUUUUUCAAUACUGAAUUUAUACUAAUAACAUUUAGCAUUUCCCAAUCAAGCAGGGUACUGAUUCAAAUUGAUAUUACAAAGCAUCCAUGUAUUGUUGGGAAGGAUGAUCACAGAUCAUUUACAUUGCUGUAUUUUCAAACAUACUGUACCAUAGAGGUAAAAUGCUUUGCAGUCUCAAUUGCAACCAGGAUCCUUUAAUCAAUCUCAAUACAUUACAUUGUUAGUAAAAUAAUCUAAUGUAUUAGAGGCAAAUUCAAGAUUCCCUACUAUAGAAUUCCCUGCUCAAUUGGAAAAAUUCUGAUACCAUAGAGACACAAGGUCAUAUGAAUAUUAUAGGAAGAUUUCUUGGCAGGUACAACAGGCUUGUAUAUGGCAGAGAAGGGCUCAUGAUCUGAUGUUUUUUUCUGUAUUCAACAAACUAAUAUAUCUAAUUAACCAGGAAGAAUAGUUGGGGAUAAUGUGUGGAUUCUACAGUAGGUCUCCAAGGUAGUCCCAAACUUGCAAGUAGAAACAUGGCUUUAAUUAACAGCUUUUGAUCCUAUAUAGACCUUUAACACCCACAUUUGAAUUUAUGGUUUAAAGAAUAUAUGAAUGUUCUUUGCUUUAUAGAGCAACCAAGUGUCAGAAGAAGUACAGCAACUUAAUGAAAAGAAGAAAAUGUGGUAUUUCACACCAACAGCCCAUACAUGUCCAAACACAUUGCAAUUGCCAACAGAAAGCAUGGUUCUUCCUCUUUCCUCUGAAGAAGACCUGUUCCAAUUGUAUGAUAUGGCAUUCAAGAGCACUCACUUUGGUAUUAGAUAG